AUGGGUAAAAAGAGCUUCAGGGGCAAGAACAGAAAAGGCGGCGGCGGUGGCCGAGGCGGAGGUGGUGGUGGUGGCCAGGACCGAAGUGGCUGGAGAGACUAUGCUGUUAUUCCCAAGGAGAACGAGAAGCUCCAGCGCUUCUACGAUACGCUCCUCCAGCUUCCUGAGGAGGAGAAGAACGCUUACUGGGAGGCUCUCCGACGCGAACUCCCCAACAGCUUCAGGUUCUGCGGUUCCAAGGGCCACGCUCUCACUGUCAAGAGCCUUCUCCAGACCAGAUACAUCCCCGAAAUCGUCAAGAUCGAGCAUCAGGAUGGCCGACCCGUUGAGCCUCCUCGCCCCGUGCCUUGGUACCCCGACGGGCUGGCUUGGUGGAUGACUACUCCCAAGAACGUCGUUCGCAAGUUCCCUCCCUUCGCUGCAUUCCAGAAGUUCCUGGUCUCCGAGACGAGCGUUGGAAACAUCAGCCGACAGGAAGUCGUCAGCAUGAUUCCUCCCAUGUUGAUGGAUCUCCAACCUGGUAUGACCGUCCUCGACAUGUGCGCUGCUCCUGGAAGCAAGGCUGCGCAACUACUCGAGAUGAUUCACCAGGGCGAGGAGGCUCGCGUGCGCAAGGUCCUGCGAUCCUACGCCCAAGAGGAUGGUCUGGAUCUUGGUGCUGAGACCAAGGAAGAGAAGGAGGCCGACCUGGAAGCCGACCCGAGCGACGCUGGACGAGCCACUGGAAUGCUCGUCGCCAACGACUCCGACUACAAGCGCGGUCACAUGCUUGUCCAUCAGCUCAAGCGACUCUCUUCACCCAACCUCCUCGUUACGAACCACGAUGCCACUCAAUUCCCCUCCAUCAGACUCCCCGCCAAGGAUGGCAAGAAGCCUACCUACCUCAAGUUUGACCGUAUUCUGGCCGAUGUUCCUUGCUCUGGUGACGGAACCCUGCGAAAGAACGCAAACAUCUGGAAGGAUUGGCAGCCUGGAAGUGCCCUUGGCCUUCAUCUCACACAGAUCAGAAUCUUGGUUCGCGCUCUUCAACUUCUGAAGGUUGGUGGCCGAGUCGUUUUCUCUACCUGCAGUAUGAACCCUGUCGAGAACGAGUCUGUUGUUGUCUCUGCCAUUGAGCGAUGCGGUGGUCCUGGAAAUGUCGAGAUUGUCGACUGCAGCAACGAGCUCCCUAACCUUAAGCGAUACCCUGGAUUGAAGGACUGGAAGAUCAUGGACAAGAGCGCCAGAAUCUGGAGCUCCUGGAAGGAGGUUGAGGACUUUGCCAACGAGAGCGCCGAAGGCGUUAUCCCUGGACGAGUUGUCGAGACCAUGUUCCCCAGACUUGAGGGUUCUGAUUGCUCUGAUCUGCCUCUUGAGCGCUGUAUGCGAGUCUACCCUCACAUGCAGGACACUGGCGGUUUCUUCAUCACCGUUUUGGAGAAGAAGUCUGAGUUCAAGGCUAAGAACGAGAAUGAGAUUAAGGAGUCCAAGCAGGCUGCCAAGGCUGAGGCUUCUGCCGAUGUUUCUGUUGCGGCCACUCCUAGUGAGAAGGUUGUUGAGGAGACUCCCGCCAAGGAGGAGGAGGCCCCUGUGAAGACUGAGGCUGAGGCAGCACCUGUCGAGACCGAGGUUGCACCUGCUAAGACCGAGGAGAAGGAGGAUGUCACUAUGGACGACGCAUCCACAAACGGUAACAAGCGACCUCUCGAGUCCGAGGAAGCUCAAGAUCAGCCCGCUAAAAAGGUCAAGACUGAUUCUACUGAGCCCUCGGCUGUCGCAACUCCUGUUCCUCAAGUGAACCAGGAGGGCAACAAACCUCGCCGCAAUGGCCCCGUUGAGGAGGCUUUCAAAUACCUCGAUAUCGCUCACCCUACCGUCCAGAGCAUCAAGGAGUUCUAUCACAUCUCCAAGCGUUUCCCCGACGACCGAUACAUGGUGCGAAACGAGAUGGGUGAGCCUGCCAAGGCUAUCUACUACACCAGCGCUCUCCUUCGUGACAUUCUCGUUGAGAAUGAGGGCCGUGGUAUCAAGUUUAUCCAUGGCGGUGUCCGCAUGUACAUGAAGCAGGAUGCCCCCUCAGCUGAGGUCUGCAGAUGGCGCAUCCAGGCCGAGGGGAUGCCCAUCCUGCAGGGUUACGUUGGCGAGCCUCGUGUUGUGCACCUCCACAACAAGGAGACUUUCCGCAAGCUUCUCAUCGAGAUGUUCCCUCGUAUCAACGAUGGAAAGUACGAGCGUUUCGACGAGAUCGGCGAACGUGUCCGAGAUAUCGGCAUGGGUUGUGCCGUCCUCCGCGUUGAGCCUGACGGAACAGACCCAGACUUCAACGAGCGCAUGGCUCUGCCCCUCUGGAAGAGCAUACACUCCCUCAACCUCAUGCUUCCCAAGGAGGACCGAUCUGCUAUGUUGCUACGUAUCUUCAACGAUACUUCUCCUCUUAUUAACAUCGUUACGCACAAGCACGCCCCCAAGGCUGCUGUCGAAGAGGACUCCAAGGAGGAGAUUGACGUCGCGGAUCUUCCCUCACCUGAGGAGUCCGCUGAUGUGGAAGUUGUAACGGAGCCAGCCAAGGAGGCCGAGGCUGAGGAUAAAAUGGAAACGGCUUAA
Molecule: messenger RNA, 2583 nt
Organism: Fusarium sp. VM40
Lineage: Eukaryota; Fungi; Ascomycota; Sordariomycetes; Hypocreales; Nectriaceae
Source: the annotation of a GenBank genome assembly